Marchantia polymorpha subsp. ruderalis is the source of this 1440-nucleotide messenger RNA. The record is from the annotation of a GenBank genome assembly. NCBI's taxonomy places the organism in Eukaryota, Viridiplantae, Streptophyta, Marchantiopsida, Marchantiales, Marchantiaceae.
UCAAAGUCUUUCUGUCUGACUUUCAGUGUCAGUCUUCGAUCUGGUCCGAGUUCCAAGAGGAGUUUUGAUGGUGGUCAUGUCCAUGGUCCCCGUUUGAUUUCAGACUGUUUUCGACGUGAGCCGAUGCGAUCGAUCGGGUCAAAAGCGUCGAGUUCCAUCCACAGUCGCGACAUUUUUGCAGGAGAGUCGACUCGCCAUCUGGCUGAGCGUCCUGGUUUCGCGUGAAUUCCUCAUACAAGAUGGCCAUUCAGAUCUAUGGAUACGCCGGAUCUACUUGCUGCGGACGAGUUCUGCUGACUCUGUUCGAGAAGAAUGUCGACGACUACAAAAUUUCCCAUGUCGACCUGUACAAGCGGGAGCACAAGAGCCCCGAGUUCCUGAAGCACCAGCCUUUCGGUGAAACCCCGUACGUAAUCGACGGAGACUUGACUCUUUUCGAAUCUCGCGCCAUCGCCAGGACAUAUGCACGCAAAUAUGCGGACCGGGGCACGGCUCUGUACGGGUCGAGCCCACAGGAAGAAGCGCUGGUCGAACAAUGGUUGGAGGUCGAGGCCCAACAUUACGACUCAGCAAUCUCGAAAAUCGUCUACAAUCUGCUCUUCUAUCCCAAGUUCGGCUUGCCCUGCGACCAUGGUGUCGUGGCCGAGCAGAUGGCCAAGUUCGAGGCUGUUUUGGAUGUGUACGAGAAGAGACUGUCCGAGAGCAAGUACUUGGCUGGCGAUUUCUUCAGCCUCGCUGAUCUGUCCCACAUCACCUACACUUACUACUUCAUCGAGAUUGCCCACAGAGGAGCCGUCUUCGACUCCCGCCCUCACGUCAAGGCAUGGAUCGCUGACCUCUUUGCUCGCCCGACUACCCAGAAGUGGUUGAAGCUGGGAGGACAUAUCCCAUGAGUAUCCAUCGAGGUCCACGUGAAUUACAGUUCAUUGAUGAUUCAGAUUCCAAUCAGUGGAGAAAUGAGACGUGAAACACACUCUUUAAUUUAGUAUCCAGUUCACUGGGUUGAACAAGUUGUAAGAACUAGAAGAGUCGUGCACUCACUCGGAUUCGAACGCAAUGCUUCUUUCAUCGGGAUAUUUCCAGGGCAUGGUUGCAGGUAAGCUUCAUGCACGAUGCUUCAUGGAUUUGCUGCGUGCGGUAGGAACUCUGGACUUUCAGCACGCCUCUUGAACCCGCUAACUACAAGCUGUAUUGUCAAGUGAUUCCUCGCUCUCCCCUGUAUUCUUCAGAAUGGCGUGAAUAUGUCAUUGAUAAGUUUCCUUACAUUCUAGUGCUUAUCUGCAACCUUGAGACUCAGAUUACAAAGUUGCACUCGAAUUGUGCAUGCUGAGUUCUAAAGCAUAUUGUUCGAAGUUAUUAUUCCCUGUAAAGAAUAUAUACUUACAUGAUUAAAUAUUUGCAUGUGUGGUGUUCAUCUCACAUCAUCAUACAUCUGAUAGC